AUGCCAAAGACACCAAAAACACCAUUGCCAAUCUCUUUUCCAGUCUCUAGUUCCGAGUUGAAGAAGUUAGAUUCCUCCAUAGAUUAUGAACUCCCAGAAAAGUACAGAAGACCAGUUGAACAUCGUAUUUUUGUAAAUCGUACUGUUAAUUUGGAUAAUAUUGAAUAUUAUGGCUUUGAUAUGGAUUAUACAAUUGCUAAUUACAUUUCUCCAGUCUUUGAAUCAAUGUGUACUAAAAUGAUCCUUCAAAGACUUGUUGAUUCUAAAGGUUACCCAUCCGAAGUUCUCAAUAUUACCUAUGAUCCAUCAUUUGCAGUCAGAGGUACAUUCCUAGAUAAAAGAUAUGGCAACAUUUUAAAGGUUGACCACUAUGGAUUCAUCUUGCAAUGUGUUCAUGGUAAAAAGAUUGUUAAAAAAUCCGAAUAUGAACGAUUCUAUCCAGAUCACUUGAUUCACAAUGAAGAAGAAAUGGGUAAGAGAUAUUUCUGUUAUGAUACCCUUUUCGGAAUUCCAGAAGCCUCUCUCUAUGCAUCUCUUGUUGAUUACUUUGAACAAACCAAUUUCCUUGCUAAGAGUGAAACUGGAAGUCCUACCAGCAAUGAUUCUGAUAGUACUGAACAAACCAGUAGUGAAGAAGCUAGACUUUCUUAUUGGUCUCUCUUUGAUGAUAUCAGAGAAUGUUUCCAUGGUGUUCAUAGUGAUAAUAGCUUAAAGAAUGAAGUCAUGUCUGAUUUAGCUAAAUAUAUCAAGAAGGAUGAUAGGCUUCCACUCUUGUUUGAUAGAAUGAGAAAGGCUGGAAAGAAGAUUUUCCUCUUAACCAAUUCAGAAUAUUUUUAUACUAAUGCAGUUAUGGCCUUCUUGUUGGAUAAAUCUAUUGAAGGUUAUGAAAGAUGGACUGAUUUCUUUGAUAUCAUUAUUACUAAUGGUCAAAAACCAAAAUUCUUUAAGGAAGGUUCAACUUUGAGAGAAGUGGAUCAAUCGACUGGAAGUUUGAAAUUGUCAGCAGUUAAGGGGUUCAAAAAAGGAAGCGUUUAUUGUGGAGGUUCUUUUGGUUUAUUCAAGAAAUUCACCAAGACUAAAGGUUCUGAGGUUUUAUACGUGGGAGACAAUAUUUUCCACGAUAUCAUUGUUACCAAACAAAAUAGAUGUCUAUGGAGAACCCUCCUCAUUGUCAGAGAAGUUGAAGAAGAAACUAAAAAUUGGAUGACAAAGAGAUCAAGUGAAAUGUGGAACACUGUUCAUACAUUGGAAUAUAUCAGAGCUGAAAGCUUUAAGAAUCUUGAUUCAUCCUAUCCUAUCAAUGGUCACAAAGAUGUUGAAGAAUUCCCAAUCAAGCAACAAAUUGCCAAUGCCCAAGAAGAACUCAAUGCCCACUUUAAUUCAUACUUUGGAAGCACAUUCAGAUCAGGUACAAGAGAAUCAUACUUUAGUACUCAAAUUCAAAGAUUUGCCGAUUUAUAUUGUAGUGACGUUGUUUUGCUCUUGUACUAUCCAUUCAAUUAUUACUUCUCCACUGUCCCAACCCUCUUGCCACACGAAAGAGAAUCACUCUAUCAAUUUGAAAAGGGUUCUAUUUCUCAAUAAUUUUUAACUUUGUAAAUAAAUUUGAGUUUUU
This is a messenger RNA of Naegleria gruberi, 1615 nucleotides long. Its product is annotated as 5'-nucleotidase. The record is from RefSeq and is a predicted model, not a curated record. NCBI's taxonomy places the organism in Eukaryota, Heterolobosea, Eutetramitea, Acrasida, Naegleriidae. Bases 1 to 1584 code for a protein of 527 amino acids. Gene Ontology annotation, molecular function: 5'-nucleotidase activity. The transcript is spliced from 3 exons.